AAAAAUAUAAAAGAUGGUCAGCGUCGGAUUCAUCUUCACACAAUUCUUUCAACUGUCUUCUGAAGAGCAGCUCAGAACAACCCAAAACAACAAAAAUGAAAUUCAUCGUCGCUCUCGCUUUCUUGGCCGUGGCCCUCGCCGCUCCUCAAGGAGAUAAAAAGCCCAUCGAAAUUGUGUCAUCCAACAGCGAAAUGAACGCAGACGGCAGCUACUCAUUCGAUUUCGAGUCUGCCGAUGGGACCAAAGUGUCUGAGAGUGGCAACCAGAAACAAGUUGGACCCAAACCGGAGGAUAUCGGGACCGUGUCCAAGGGCUCCUACUCGUUCACGACUCCCGACGGCGUCGUCCUCACCGUCAAUUGGGUGGCCGAUGAAAACGGAUUCCAGGCCACCGGCGACCACCUCCCCACUCCUCCACCCAUGCCCGAGCACGUCGUCAAGAUGCUCGCAGACCUCAAAGCCGCUGGAGUUCUGUAAAUCAUUGACAAAAGCCAAUUUAAACCUUGGAAAUGUACAUAGAGCCUUAAUGUGUUAGCCUGCUUGAAAGCUGAAAUCUGUUGAUCGACGAAUUCUUUUGAAAAAAGAUUGUUCUUAUUGCUUGAUGCUGACAACUUAUCGCGUGACAAAAAUAAAUUUUCUAUUCAAAACGUAAA
Daphnia pulex (common water flea) is the source of this 652-nucleotide messenger RNA. Its product is annotated as larval cuticle protein LCP-22-like. The coding region runs from base 96 to 476 and encodes 126 amino acids. The record is from RefSeq and is a predicted model, not a curated record. The transcript has 3 exons. Gene Ontology annotation, cellular component: chitin-based extracellular matrix. Gene Ontology annotation, molecular function: structural constituent of chitin-based larval cuticle. NCBI's taxonomy places the organism in Eukaryota, Metazoa, Arthropoda, Branchiopoda, Diplostraca, Daphniidae.